AUGUCCGGACAUCCGCAGGGAGGCCACUACGACGACGGCUACGGCCAGACUCAAGGGCACGCCCAGGGCCAGCAGGGCCAGGACGCCUACUACCACGACGACCAGUACAGCCAGUACCACGACGAUGCGCACGGCGCCCAGUACCAGCAACAGGGCCAACAUGGUGAUGCUUACUACGACGAACAAGGUUACUAUGAUGGCCAGCAACAGGGUGGCCACUAUCAACAAAACGGCUACUAUGACGACCGAGGCCAGCAAGGUUACCAGGACGAGUAUUACAACGACCAGUACUACGACCAGGGUGGUGCGCAAGACGGCUAUGCCGCCAACGGCCAACAGCCUCGCCGCCGUCAACACGACUCCGAGGAGGACUCCGAGACCUUCAGCGACUUCACCAUGCGUUCCGACAUGGCCCGCGCCACGGACAUGGACUACUACGGUCGCGGCGACGAGAGGUAUAACAGCUACGCCGAGGGCAACCGCGGCUACCGCCCUCCUUCGUCUCAGGUGUCAUACGGUGGUAACCGCUCUUCUGGUGCUUCAACUCCUAUAUACGGCAUGGACUACUCGAACGCCCUUCCUGCUGGGCAAAGGUCUCGCGAGCCGUACCCAGCUUGGACUGCUGAGGCUCAGAUUCCUUGCACAAAGGAGGAGAUCGAGGAUAUCUUCCUGGACUUGACCGCUAAGUUCGGCUUCCAGCGUGACAGCAUGCGCAACAUGUACGAUCAUUUCAUGACUCUGCUCGAUUCGCGUGCCUCCCGCAUGUCGCCAAACCAGGCUCUUCUGUCUCUCCAUGCCGAUUACAUCGGUGGAGAAAAUGCCAACUACCGCAGGUGGUACUUUGCCGCCCAUCUGGACCUGGAUGAUGCUGUUGGCUUUGCCAACAUGAACCUUGGAAAAGCUAGCCGCAGGACCCGCAAGGCCCGCAAGGCCGCUAAGAAGAAGGCCAGCGAGAACCCAGGCAACGAGCAGGAAACUCUUGACGCUUACGAGGGUGACAACAGUCUGGAGGCAGCUGAAUACCGCUGGAAGACGCGCAUGAACCGCAUGUCUCAACAUGAUCGCGUGCGUCAGGUUGCUCUCUACCUGCUCUGCUGGGGAGAAGCCAACCAGGUCCGUUUCAUGCCUGAACUUAUGUGCUUCAUCUUCAAGUGUGCCGACGACUGGCUAAACUCGCCUGCCGGACAAGCCCAAACCGAGCCAAUCGAGGAAUUCACAUACCUCAACCAAGUCAUCACGCCGCUGUACCAGUACUGCCGUGACCAAGGUUACGAGAUCCAAGAUGGCAAGUACGUUCGACGUGAACGCGAUCACGCAGCCAUUAUCGGAUACGACGACAUGAACCAGCUUUUCUGGUACCCCGAGGGUCUCGAACGCAUCGUUUUCGAGGACAAGUCUCGCCUCGUCGACAUCCCACCCGCUGAGCGUUACCUCAAGCUGAAGGAUGUCUUGUGGAAGAAGGUUUUCUUCAAGACUUACUACGAGCGUCGUUCAUGGUUCCACAUGGUGAUCAACUUCAACCGUAUUUGGGUCAUUCACUUGACUUCUUUCUGGUUCUACACGGCAUACAACUCGCAGCCUCUUUACACCAAGAAUUACCAGCAACAGCUAGACCAGAAGCCCGAAAAGGCUGCUACUCUUUCUGCUGUCGCUCUUGGUGGUACCAUCGCGGCCUUCAUCCAGAUCUUCGCCACCAUCUGUGAAUGGUGCUACGUCCCUCGCCGAUGGGCUGGUGCUCAGCACUUGACCAAGCGCCUCUUGUUCCUGAUUGCGGUUUUCGUCGUCAACAUUGCUCCAAGUGUCUACAUCUUUGGUCUGGACAAGCGCACUGGUACCAUCGCCAACGUACUUGGUGGUGUUCAGUUCGCCAUUGCCUUGGUCACCUUCAUCUUCUUCUCCCUCAUGCCCAUCGGCGGCCUGUUCGGUAGCUACUUGACACGCAACUCUCGCAAGUAUGUCGCCAGUCAGACGUUCACCGCCAGCUACCCUCGUCUCAACGGAAACGACAAGUGGAUGUCAUACGGCCUGUGGGUCUUGGUCUUUGCUGCCAAGCUCGCUGAGUCCUACUUCUUCUUGACUCUGUCGAUCAAGGACCCAAUUCGUAUUCUUUCUCACAUGAAGAAGCCUGACUGUCUGGGAGAUGCUAUCAUCGGCAACAUUCUUUGCAAGUACCAGCCCAGAAUCCUGCUCGGUCUCAUGUACUUCAUGGACUUGAUCUUGUUCUUCUUGGAUUCCUACCUCUGGUACAUCAUUGCAAACAUGUUGUUCUCGGUCUCUCGAUCGUUCUACCUCGGUGUUUCCAUCUGGACGCCAUGGAGGAACAUCUUCUCCCGUUUGCCCAAGCGUAUCUACUCGAAGGUUCUUGCCACUACCGAUAUGGAGAUCAAGUACAAGCCCAAGGUUCUCAUCUCGCAAAUCUGGAAUGCCGUGGUCAUCUCUAUGUACCGUGAGCAUCUCCUUGCGAUCGACCACGUUCAGAAGCUCCUCUAUCACCAGGUUCCCUCUGAGCAGGAGGGCAAGCGCACCCUGCGCGCUCCUACCUUCUUUGUGUCCCAGGAAGAUCACUCCUUCAAGACCGAGUUCUUCCCUGCUCAGAGCGAGGCCGAGCGUCGUAUCUCUUUCUUCGCUCAGUCCUUGUCAACUCCCAUCCCUGAGCCUCUCCCCGUGGACAACAUGCCGACAUUCACUGUCUUGAUUCCUCACUACGGUGAAAAGAUCCUUUUGUCACUCCGUGAAAUUAUUCGCGAGGAUGAGCCAUACUCCCGUGUCACUCUCCUUGAGUACCUCAAACAGCUGCAUCCUCAUGAGUGGGACUGCUUCGUCAAGGACACCAAGAUUCUCGCCGAUGAGACAUCUCAAUUCAACGGUGACGACGAGAAGGGCGAGAAGGAUACCGCUAAGAGCAAGAUUGACGAUCUUCCUUUCUACUGCAUUGGUUUCAAGUCGGCCGCUCCUGAGUACACCCUUCGCACUCGUAUCUGGGCUUCCCUCCGCUCGCAAACACUUUACCGUACCAUCUCUGGUUUCAUGAACUACAGUCGUGCCAUCAAGCUUCUCUACCGUGUCGAGAACCCUGAGGUCGUCCAGAUGUUCGGUGGCAACUCUGACAAGCUCGAGCGUGAACUUGAGCGCAUGGCUAGGCGCAAGUACAAGAUCUGCGUGUCUAUGCAGCGUUACGCCAAGUUCAACACCGAGGAGCGUGAGAACACUGAGUUCCUUCUCCGUGCGUACCCCGACCUCCAAAUUGCCUACCUGGACGAAGAGCCUCCGGAGAACGAGGGCGAGGAGCCCCGCAUCUACUCUGCUCUUAUCGACGGUCACUCUGAGAUCAUGGACAACGGCAUGCGUCGUCCCAAGUUCCGCAUUCAACUCUCUGGUAACCCCAUUCUUGGUGACGGAAAGUCCGACAACCAGAACCACUCCAUCAUCUUCUACCGUGGAGAAUACAUCCAGCUUAUCGACGCCAACCAGGACAACUACCUCGAGGAGUGCCUCAAGAUUCGCAGCGUUCUCGCUGAGUUCGAAGAGAUGACCACUGAUAACGUCUCCCCAUACACCCCUGGCCUUCCUAGCACCAAGUUCAACCCUGUCGCCAUUCUCGGAGCCCGUGAAUACAUUUUCUCCGAGAACAUUGGUAUCCUUGGUGACAUCGCUGCCGGAAAGGAACAGACAUUCGGUACUAUGUUCGCUCGUACAUUGGCUCAGAUUGGUGGCAAGCUCCAUUACGGUCAUCCCGAUUUCCUCAACGGUAUCUUCAUGACUACUCGUGGUGGAGUGUCCAAGGCUCAAAAGGGUCUUCAUCUCAACGAGGAUAUUUACGCUGGUAUGAACGCUCUCCUUCGUGGUGGUCGCAUAAAGCAUUGCGAAUACUACCAGUGUGGUAAGGGUCGUGAUUUGGGUUUCGGUUCCGUUCUCAACUUCACCACCAAGAUUGGUACUGGUAUGGGAGAGCAGAUGUUGUCUCGCGAGUACUACUACAUGGGUACUCAACUUCCUCUCGACCGCUUCCUGUCCUUCUACUACGCCCAUCCUGGUUUCCACAUCAACAACAUGUUCAUUAUGUUGUCGGUCCAGUGCUUCAUGUUCGUCCUCCUCAAUCUCGGAGCGCUCAACCACGAGACCAUUCUCUGCCAGUUCAACAAGGAUAUCCCCAUCACCGAUCCUCAAUGGCCCAACGGCUGUGCCAACUUGGUUCCCGUGUUCGACUGGGUCUCGCGUUGUAUCGUCUCCAUCUUCAUCGUCUUCUUCAUCUCUUUCGUGCCGCUCGUGGUUCAAGAGUUGACUGAGCGAGGAUUUUGGCGUGCCGCGACUCGUCUCGCCAAGCACUUCUCCUCUGGAUCGCCCUUCUUCGAAGUUUUUGUCACCCAGAUCUACUCCAACGCUCUCCACACCAACUUGUCAUAUGGUGGUGCUCGUUACAUCGGUACCGGCCGUGGUUUCGCAACUGCUCGCAUUCCCUUCGGUAUCCUGUUCUCGCGAUUCGCUGGUCCUUCGAUCUACAUUGGUGCCCGCUCCUUGAUGAUGUUGCUGUUCGCCACCAUUACUGUCUGGGGACCAUGGCUCAUCUACUUCUGGGCGUCCCUGAUGUCCUUGUGCCUGGCACCGUUCCUUUUCAACCCCCACCAGUUCUCAUGGGACGACUUCUUCAUCGACUACAGGGAGUACCUUCGCUGGUUGUCUCGUGGCAACACUAGGUCCCACAGUGCCUCCUGGAUUGGUUACUGCCGUCUUUCUCGCACACGUAUCACUGGUUUCAAGCGCAAGAUUCUCGGCGACCCAUCAGCUAAACUCUCAGGCGAUGUCCCUCGUGCUCACUUCACCAACAUCUUCAUGAGUGAGAUCCUUGGACCUCUCGUUUUGGUCGCAAUCACUCUCAUCCCCUUCUUGUUCAUCAACGCCCAGACCGGUGUCAACGACAACCGUCACAAAGACGACGACACCGCCACUGGUGACCCCAAGAAGUCCGGUGCCCUCGUCCGUAUCGCAAUUAUUGCCUUCGGUCCUGUCGCUAUCAAUGCAGGUGUCUUGGGAGGCAUGUUUGCUUUGGCUUGUUGUGCGGGUCCCUUGCUCAGCAUGUGCUGCAAGAAGUUCGGAGCUGUCUUGGCUGCCAUUGCUCACGCUAUCGCUGUCCUUGUCCUCCUUAUCUUCUUCGUUGUGCUCAUGUUCCUCGAGGGCUUCAGCUUCCCCAGAGCUUUGUCUGGUAUGAUCGCUGUUGUCGCUAUCCAGCGAUUCGUGUUCAAGCUUAUCAUCACUCUUGCUCUCACUCGUGAGUUCAAGGCUGACACUGCCAACAUUGCCUGGUGGACAGGAAAGUGGUACACCAUGGGAUGGCACACGAUCUCUCAACCUGGUCGUGAGUUCCUCUGCAAGAUCACCGAGUUGGGCUUCUUCGCCGCAGACUUUAUCCUUGGUCACGUCCUUCUUUUCUUCAUGCUUCCGAUCUUGUUGAUUCCCUACGCCGACAAGGGCCACUCCAUGAUGUUGUUCUGGCUCCGUCCCAGUCGCCAGAUCCGUCCUCCCAUCUACUCGCUCAAGCAGACCAAGCUUCGCAAGCGUCGUGUCGUGCGCUACGCCAUCCUCUACUUUGUCCUGCUCGUCGUCUUCCUGGCUUUAAUCGUGGGUCCGAUCGUCGCCGGAAAGUACAUCAAGCUCUCCGUGACAUUGCCAAUGGAGAUCUUGCAGCCUACAGGCUUCAGCAACAACGACACUACCAACACUCCUACUGGCAAGUGUGUUGAUGAACGUCCUUGCCCUGUGUGGAACCCCGCUGUGGACGCAACUGGAGGUGGUGGUGCCGCCGCUUCGACCGACGAUGCCGCUCGUCGAUUCCGCCGGUACAUGGCAUACUAA
Messenger RNA from Alternaria postmessia, 5850 nucleotides. RefSeq lists its product as uncharacterized. Gene Ontology annotation, molecular function: 1,3-beta-D-glucan synthase activity. Lineage: Eukaryota; Fungi; Ascomycota; Dothideomycetes; Pleosporales; Pleosporaceae. The transcript is spliced from 3 exons. Gene Ontology annotation, biological process: fungal-type cell wall polysaccharide biosynthetic process; (1->3)-beta-D-glucan biosynthetic process. Bases 1 to 5850 code for a protein of 1949 amino acids. Gene Ontology annotation, cellular component: plasma membrane; 1,3-beta-D-glucan synthase complex. The record is from RefSeq and is a predicted model, not a curated record.